Tuber aestivum (summer truffle) is the source of this 2613-nucleotide messenger RNA. Lineage: Eukaryota; Fungi; Ascomycota; Pezizomycetes; Pezizales; Tuberaceae. The record is from the annotation of a GenBank genome assembly.
AUGUCCUGGAAACUACCAAAAUCUCUAAAACGUUGCACCCCACCUCUUUCUCUCACUGCCUGUUCUGCGUGCUUUGCAAGUGAUUUCAGACUCGUUGCACUGUUUUCUGAGCACUUUCCCCCGAGACCUGCAACCCGAGAGCUUACUUUUACCUUCGCCGGAGCUUGCUGACCUGCUAUUUGGGUGCUGUAGAACUCAAAGAGACGCACCUGGGUGCUCCUUCGGCGUCCCGCUCUUCCUCGACUUCCACCAUCACCCCGAACUCUAACGCACAGGCCUCCACCUCCACUCUUGUCGCCAGUGAUGGGACUGUGCCUGCCACAGCCACCUCCACUAACAGUGGCGACGCUGCUCCAACCUCCACUGUGAAGCCGGGGUUGCUCAUUGUGACUCUCCACGAGGCAAAAGGCUUGUCCUUGCCUCCAACACAUCCGGCGUACAAUUCUCAACGCCCGUCUUCCUCCACCUCCAACGGCGCCCCCUCGUCUCGCCCCGGCACCGCCAACUCUGCGGCUCACCAUGGGCACCAACGGGCAAUGUCGAAGCUCUUUAGAACGUACUGUGUCUUGGAGUUUGACAAGACUCAGGUUAUAGUCAAUGCUAACUCCGGGACUCUGGAUUCGCCCAUGUUCUCGGGAUACACAACUCAGUACAAAUUCGAUGUCAGCAGAGAUACCGAUCUGAGUAUCGGAGUAUACAUGCGAAAUCCUGGCUCGGUCGGGAGAGAUGAGGACUUGUUCUUAGGAAGCUGUAGGGUUCAGCCGAGGUUCGAAGAGCCAACUGCCCCGCAGUCCGGAAAGAAGGGGCAACAGCAGCAACCGACUGCGCCAGGAUUUAGUGGUGUUGAUUGGGUACCGUUGAGCAUGUCUACUGGAAGUGUUAGGCUUGGCAUCGAGUACAGGCGUAACCAGGAUAUGCCACUGACAAUUGAUGAUUUUGAAUUGUUGAAAGUUGUUGGGAAAGGUAGUUUUGGGAAGGUCAUGCAGGUCAAGUAAGUCCAGUGAUGAGCUUUCGUCCUAGCUCUUGCCACGCUGGACUAACCUCUUUUCUCUAGGAAGCGGGAUACUCAGCGAGUCUACGCUCUCAAAACCAUCCGAAAAGCCCAUAUUAUCUCGAGAUCAGAAGUCAACCAUACCCUUGCGGAGCGUACUGUUUUGGCGCAGAUCAACAAUCCUUUUAUCGUUCCUCUCAAGUUCUCAUUCCAGUCCCCCGAGAAGCUAUACCUUGUACUUGCCUUUGUCAAUGGGGGAGAGUUGUUUCACCAUCUUCAGAGAGAAGGGAAAUUUGAGAUCAAUCGCUCAAGAUUCUAUACCGCAGAGUUGCUGUGCGCAUUAGAGUGUUUACAUGGGUUUAACGUCAUUUAUAGAGAUUUGAAGCCUGAGAACAUUUUGCUAGAUUACACAGGCCAUAUCGCCUUGUGCGAUUUCGGCCUUUGCAAGCUGAACAUGAAGGAGGCUGACACGACAAACAGUUUGUCCACCGGCUCUGCCCAUAGAUAGAGACUUGCAUGCUGAUCACGUGCGUCACUAGCAUUCUGCGGAACGCCGGAAUAUUUGGCACCGGAGCUUCUCCUCGGACAAGGCUACACCAAGACAGUUGAUUGGUGGACACUCGGUGUCCUGUUGUACGAGAUGUUGACAGGAUUACCGCCAUUCUACGAUGAAAACAUCAACGAGAUGUACCGCAAGAUUCUCCAGGACCCACUCCAAUUCCCGGCGGAUAUCGAUAGAGAUGCGAAGGCUCUGUUGAUUAGACUCUUGGACCGUGACCCGGAGAAGAGACUGGGGGCUAAUGGAGCUGCUGAAAUCAAGGCUAAUAAGUUCUUCGAUACCGUUGAUUGGAAGCGCCUUUUACAGAAGAAGAUUCAGCCAGCCUUUAGGCCAAACGUGGUAUGUAGUAACUAUAAGAAGCUGUGGCCUUGGGCGGGGCUAACAUUCAGUCUUAGUCUAAUGCCAUGGAUACCGCCAAUUUCGAUAAGGAGUUCACGAGUGAGGUUCCCACCGACUCAGUCGUUGAUGGUGACUUUUUGAGUCAAUCUGUGCAACAGCAAUUCACUGGGUGGAGCUACAACCGUCCCGGUCAGUUGGGGAUGGGUGAGCCCGGUAGUGUGCGCGACCCAGGACCUGGCAGUGUAGUCGGUUAGAUUGCAAAUCUAGAGGGGGGGAAUUUGUGUCGGAUUUUCAUUCUUUUGCAGGGGUUAGAUGGGGUUCUUGUAAGAGAUGGAUCAUUUCAUUUUCUUGUGUCUGGUGGGUGGAAUGAUUACUUUGCAGGAAAUGUGUUUUGAGACUUUUUCGCUUCAAUAUUGUGGGGAGGAUUGAAUUGUUUCGGGUGUUUCAUACUCAACAGAGCUACCUAUCCAUAUUGUAUGAUUUUCUGCACGCCAGAGGAACUUGGGGUCAGACGCUAUUUUGCGCUCAUCCUCGGUCGUCGUCGUCCUUUUAUGCCAUAAUCUGGGGGGUUCUUUUUAUAUAUAUAUAUAUAUUUGGUCGUCGGGUUUCAUGGUUUCCUCAUUUCCUCUCCAUUUUUGCCGCCUACAUCUGUGUUGGUUUCCUUCCUUCCUUCCUUCCUUCCUUCCUCUUCUUGGCCCUUUUCAAUUGUUCUUGUUGAGUAUUG